AUGUCGUUCGGUUCUGGUGGUGGCGCMCCUGCCGCAGAAACAGGGCCUGAGCUACCUGAGGUCGACACUGCUGAAGUAGGAUUCCUUGGGCUCGAUAAAGAUUACAAUAUCCAAUUUCUUCCUACACCAUGGCCCGAAGACGCCCUUCCCGCACCAACGAGCUCUUUGUUGGCGAUUUCGAACUCGCAAGGCUUAGUGGUUGGAGGCGGUCCAGAGGGUCUGGUAUUAGCAACGACGAAAUCGAUUCGCGAUGCUAUUUCUACCAAGGCAGAAUCCGGACCCAAAACAAAACCAUUCAAACCCCAGGCGCAUAUUUCUCUACCUAGCCGUCCGACACAUAUCGCAUUCUGUGCUGCGGAUAGUGCAUUAGCCGUGGCUAUGGAAUCGCAAAACCAGCUACUUAUUUAUGACGCUACGAGUCUCGGAAACGGCAACCCUCAACCUCAAAUCUCCAUUGGUACUAAUGGUCCGCUUCGCUCUUUAGCCGCUAAUCCUUCACCAGAAAGCGAUCUCUCUUCCUAUGUCGCCUUGAUCACGGCAAAUGGCGAUCUUCUACUUGCAGAUUUGAAAGCAGGCUCUUUAGUCAAUGGUCAAUCAGGCCCCGUCUUUAGGGAGGGGGUUGCUUCUGUUACAUGGAGCAACAAGGGAAAGCAGAUGGCUGCUGGUCUGGUAGACGGCAGCUGUGUUCAAUUAGACCCUAAAGGUUUGGUGAAAGCCGAGGUGCCUCGACCGCCAGCGCUUGAGGGCAACAAACAUGUAUCGUCCAUAUCGUGGCUGGAAAACGAUCUAUUUUUUGUGGUUUAUACACCCAAUGAAGUGGAAGAUGAUGCGGGUAUGAUCCCAGACUCGGACUACUAUAUCGUUGAGCGCCGUAAACAGCAACCUUUUUUGUACCGACAGUUGCCCCUGAUAUGUGCGCCAUUCGGUCUCAAGAGGAGCCCGGCAUAUCAUUUCACAGCUCGGCUUAGCAACUAUAAUCCCGACUUGAAGGAUGCACUGAUAAUUUCCUCGACUGCUUCGACCGAUAUUGGAUUAGCUACAAGGGUUACAACACCAUUCAAAGAAGCCGAUGCUACAAGCACAAAUGUCUUCACUACGACGACUAUCAUGGAAGAGACCAGGAGAGCAACACUGCCUUUGAAUGCAGAAUCCGGGGAGACUUCUACUAUUGGCCUUGUCCUUGACUUGACGGGCACGGAGACAGUAUCCUAUGACGUGGAAAAAGAAACCAAGACCCCUCUUCCCAAUAUUAUGGUCCUUACAAAUGAGGGCGUUCUUUCAUCAUGGUGGUUCCUUCACUUGAAAGCGAUUGAGGCUGGGUUGCCGUAUAGCGCCGCUGCGGCGGCAAGCACCAUCACACAACAGUCUCUAGCCCAAGCUCCUCCAUCCACUCCUGCUCCUGCCUUAGCACCUACGCGGGAGACCCAGUCAUCAUUCGGAAAACCGGCCUUUGGCCAACCAACCGCCUUUGGUCAAACUAGCUUUGGUACACCGCAGUCUCAGCCCAGUGCAUUUGGAAAGCCUUCGAUGCCAUCGACAACCCCUGCUUUUGGCUCGACAUCCAAAUUAGGGGCUUCUCAGCAGCCUGCAUUUGGCGCACCAUCAAGCAUUGGCGGAGGAACGAGCCUCGGAUCGACAACACCGAAUAAACCUGCCUUUGGAAGUCCCGGGACUCUGGGACAACGUGGAUCCUCAUUCGGUCAACCUGGCCUUGGCCUUGCGGCAAACUCGAAGCCAGCAUUUGGCCAGACGGGCAGUCUAGGGGGCAAAGGAUUUGGUGGUUUCGUAUCGGCCAGUUCGGGUCAGUCAAGUUUCAACACAGGAGCCACUGCGGCUGGAGGAGGUUUUAGCAAUUUCGCUACGAGCGGAGGAUUUGGAUCCGUCAUCUCAUCACAACCUACCGAGAGCCCCUUCGGAAAACCUGCAGCGGAAAGUCCCUUUGGAAAACCUGCAGCGGAAAGUCCCUUUGGAAAGCCAGCAACGGAUAGUCCUUUUGGAAAGCCAGCAACGGAUAGUCCUUUUGGAAAGCCAGCAACAGAUAGUCCUUUUGGAAAGCCAGCAACAGAUAGUCCUUUUGGAAAGCCAGCACAGUCAACAUUUGGAAAACCUAGUACACAAUCUGCUUUUGGAACUACACAGACUAUUGACGAGUCCAGGUCACCUUUCGGCCUUUCCAAAGGAGGCUUCAAUAUAGGGUCCACUUUCAAAGCAGAUACCAAAUCAGCCGCAGAUAACGAGCCGGAGUUCGGAAAGCCAUCAAAGGCCGGGGCAUUUUCGCUGGGUUCAUCAUUCGGCAAUCUCCUUGACGAUGGUGCUAAGAAGGCUAGUCCUCCAACAGAAUCUAUGGAUGAUUUAGAAGACGCAUCUACAACACCAGCGCGCGAGCAGCAACCCACAAGCCUGUUUGGAAAGCCCUCAACAUUCGGUACACCGCAGGGCUCAAUGAAGAGCCCUCCCAAGACCUCCGGCCUUUUCGGCACUCAGACUCCUAGCCAGCCAACAACAUUGUUUGGAAGCACUUCAACAGCUACGCCACUUAGUCCAUUAUCUUCUCUGUCGGAGAAGACAGUAGUACCCACUCUUAGCUUAGAGAGGGAAAAGAGCGUCGAAACGCCGCUACCUCCCGAUGCCACGAGCCGAGCCGCCUACGGACCCGGAGAUACAUCAGCUUCGUCGAAUGUUUCUAAAAGUUCAUAUGAUGAUGCGCCUUUGCCCCCCGAUUUCUUAGGAAAGCCAAAGAAUUCAGCUGAGCCGGAAGCUGCACCUUUACCCCCGGAUUUCUUAUCUGGUCCCAAAAUAGCCGACCGCGAACCAGUGGAGGAAGAAGAGGCACCUCUACCUCCCGACUUCCUCCACAAGCUGAAGGAAACGAAGAAACCUGCAGCUGAAUUUCCUUUGCCUGUCAAAGAAGAAUCUAUUUCGCUCCCACCUGAGUCAGACGGUUCGGAUGGAGACUUUGAAGAUAGUGGAGAGGAAAUCACUCAUGAUAUUUCCCCGCCAAAUGAGCCUGUAGAGUCGGAGCAUGCUAGUUUCAAAAUAUCGCCUGAGAGCUCUUAUGGUGGAACUUCUCGCAAGGAGCCCACCGGGGGUCUGUUCACAAAAGUCACUAUUCCAGACACACAGUCUCGAGCACAACCAUCAAGGCCUUUAUUCGGCGAAAUAUCGCAGCCAAAUAUUCCCCCUCCGAAACCACGAGCUGCUCCCAAAAGCCCUCGGUCACCCAGUCCAGUUCGGCCGGGUGCAAGGAGAGGCCACCUUCGUCCAGAACAAUUCCGUUCGACAAGCGCGCCCGUUGUUCCUGGAUCGAUGUUCGGGUUCAAACCGACUCCGUCGAAGCAUCCGCCAUCGCGAUUUGAAGAGCCUCUCAACCAAAGCGAUCUUAUCGAAGAGGAAGAAUCCAAAGCAGCUGCAGCUGAGAGCAAACGGCUUGCUUCCGAGGCCGAGCAUUUGUCGUCAGAUGAUGAAGACUCAUUAAGACGCGCAGAAUUAGAACAGCCUCUUUCUCCCACUCCAACAUUGGAUCCUUUUGUUCCACGACAGGAGUACAGCGGAGAACACUUUAAGCCUGGAGUCCCAGGUCAGAUUGAGAGGCUUUAUCGUGACAUCAACUCAAUGGUUGAUACACUAGGUCUGAAUUCGCGAUCCAUUGCCUCUUAUAUCUUGCACGAGGAAGAGAAUCGUUCCGCCGAUGUCAGCGAAUCGCAACAGAUUUUGUUUAGUGAUACGCCGACGAAAAUUCUAGACCAGGAGAUUUCAAUUUCUGACAUUGAGAAUGUUGAUGGGCUUCUGGAAUUCCUCGCAGCUCGUCUGGAGGAACAACAGUUGAGCGAUGUACAAGAAAAGAUCAACGAAUGCCAACGACUUCUCAGUCACGAUAUUUUCAACCUUCGUGACCAGUGUGCGUAUAUUCAAAAGACCCUUGAUUCAUACACCGAUACGGUAUCCAUUCGGGGUCAGCCUCUAUCGGCGGAACAAGCAAGUCUACAACAAGAUUUGAGGAAGGCAUCCACCACUAUCCAAUCUCAGUUGACAGAAUUAGAGCAAGGUAUCUCACUGUUGAGGGCUAGGAUUGCCGAUUCUUCCAGUGCAAAUAGAUCUAUGUCCGGGCGACCGGUUACCAAGAAACCCACGGUUGAAGCGGUCACGUCGACUAUUGCUACGAUGAUGAAUAUGGCCGAGAGCAAAAGCAGCGAUAUUGAUGUUCUAGAAGCACAAAUGAAGAAGCUUGGGAUUGAGCUCCGAGCCUCUGCUAGUCGCGAAGGCACUCCUGUCUCCACACCCGUGAAGAAAACCGGCUUCCGAGUCCCCGUCAGCCCGGAGUCAGAAGGAGGACGCAGCCCCUAUGGAACUCCUCUCUCUGCUAGCAGAUUCCAGACCAGCAUGAAUGGUUCGGCUCGGCACAGUCGGCUUCGCAGCGUUAAUUUCCAAUUGGAUCCUGUUUCGAGGCAAGAUAGCGAUGAAUGGAAGGCACGAACCCAGCGGCGAAAGGAAGUUUCUGAUAAUCUCAAAAAGGCGUUCGGCGAAAGAAAAGUCAAAGUGCGAACUAUGGAUGAUGAGUGA
Messenger RNA from Talaromyces amestolkiae, 4560 nucleotides. RefSeq lists its product as uncharacterized. The transcript is spliced from 3 exons. Bases 1 to 4560 code for a protein of 1519 amino acids. Gene Ontology annotation, molecular function: protein binding; structural constituent of nuclear pore. The record is from RefSeq and is a predicted model, not a curated record. Gene Ontology annotation, cellular component: nuclear pore. Gene Ontology annotation, biological process: RNA export from nucleus; protein import into nucleus. NCBI's taxonomy places the organism in Eukaryota, Fungi, Ascomycota, Eurotiomycetes, Eurotiales, Trichocomaceae.